UGACAUUUUGAUGACACAAACAAUUUCUGUUGGUCUCACAGAACCUUCGUAAAUGAGUCAUUUUGGAAAACUUUAAAAAAAUUAUUGGCGAUAACAUAAAUAAAAGAUUUGCAAAUUCAAUAGCGAAAAACAAUAUGGGUUUAUUCGGCAAAACACAAACCAAAGAUCCCAAAGAGCAGGUACAAGAGUGGACGCAUAAAAUACGCAAGGAAGGUAAUCAACUUGAUCGACAAAUACGUAGCAUUCAACGCGAAGAGGAGAAAGUGAAGCGUUCAUUAAAACAAGCAGCAGCAAAAAAUGAUCGUGACACUUGCGUCAUCCUUGCUAAAGAGAUUGUGCGAGCACGUAAAGCAAUAAAUCGUAUUUACACAUCAAAGGCCCACCUCAACUCCAUACAAUUGCAAAUGAAAAACCAACUGGCUACAUUACGCGUCGCUGGAUCGUUGCAAAAAUCCACUGAAGUCAUGCAAGCCAUGCAAAACCUAGUUCGCUAUCCAGAAUUAGCUGGCAUUAUGCGAGAUAUGUCGAAAGAAAUGAUGAAGGCGGGCAUAAUUGAAGAGAUGCUUGACGAAACUAUGGAUUCUCUGGAGGAAACAGAGGAGAUGGAAGAGGAAGCAGCAAAAGAAGUGGAUAAGGUACUGUGGGAAAUAACGGACGGUAAACUAGGCGAAGCGCCGUUACCUCCUGAAGGUAUUGCUGCAGAAAAGCAGGAUGUACCAGCUGCUACUGUCACUGCAUCAGAAGAUGAAGCUGGUGAAGAAGAGGAGGAGUUACAGGAAAUGCAAAGCCGAUUAGCAUCAUUGCGAUCUUAAAGGCCUGCAAUGCUUGCAU
Molecule: messenger RNA, 831 nt
Organism: Rhagoletis pomonella (apple maggot)
Lineage: Eukaryota; Metazoa; Arthropoda; Insecta; Diptera; Tephritidae
Gene: Vps24
Product: charged multivesicular body protein 3
Exons: 3
Coding region: 135-812 (225 amino acids)
Biological process (GO): late endosome to vacuole transport; protein transport; endosome transport via multivesicular body sorting pathway
Cellular component (GO): ESCRT III complex; multivesicular body
Source: RefSeq, a predicted model, not a curated record